UUUUCUUGGAUCCUGUGAGAAACAUCGCCACUGUUACGCAUAUUUAUCAGUUUGGUGGCCAAAGAUAAAGGAAACAAGGAAUGAUGAAAAGUAGAAGAAAAAGAAAAGGAAAAAGAAUUCCCAAGAAAACCAAAAGUAUAUCGACAUCAGACAAAGGUAGAAUACUGAUCAGGCGGUGAGAGAGAGAGAGAAAGAGAGCAAAGUGGAGGGAUGAUGUAGCGAGAAGGAGCAAAAAACAGUUCCCACUCAUACUGUACUAGCAGCAGUAGCAGUAGUUCUCUUUCUUUCUCUCUCUCUUUUUUGGUUUUGUUUUCCGUAUGCCCACCAACACAACCCACUGAACCAACCAAAACAAUCAUCAUCAUGAAACAUCCUCUGCGCCCAGCACUCCAAAAAAGAAGCUCUCUCCCUCAUCAAAACCUCCCUUCCCUUAAAUUUACCCUGCUGCUCUCAAACCCAACCCCAAUCUCAACCCAUACACCAAAACGAUGAAACUUCUUUUUCUUUUUCUUAUCUCCUUCACCUGUCCAGUUUUCUCUGCUCCCACAGCAGUCCCUCCUCAGCUACUCUCUCUUCUCGCUCUCAAAUCCGCUCUCAAAGAUCCUCUCUCCACCUUCCAUGACUGGGAUCCGACCCCUGCUUUCUCUAAGCCCAUUCCCCAAAUCGACCCGGUUUGGUGUUCCUGGUCGGGCGUCAAAUGCCACCCUAAAACCGCACAAAUCGCCGCCCUCGACCUCUCUCGCCGCAAUCUCUCCGGUGCAAUUCCGUCCGAAAUCCGGUACCUGUCGCGGUUGACCCACUUGAACUUGAGCGGCAACAACUUCGAUGGGCCUUUUCAAACUGCCAUUUUCGAGCUGGCUGAGCUUAGGGCCCUCGAUAUCAGCCAUAACAACUUCAACUCAACUUUCCCACCUGGGAUUUCAAAGCUUAAGUUCUUGCGCUUUUUCAACGCUUACAGCAACAGCUUCACCGGUCCACUCCCGAAAGACCUCGUCCAUCUCCGGUUCCUCGAGCAGCUCAAUCUCGGAGGAAGCUACUUCGGUGGUACUAUACCACCGAGCUAUGGCGAUUUUCCUAGGCUAAAGUUUCUGGACCUGGCUGGUAAUUUGUACUUGCAAGGUCCGAUACCACCGCAAUUGGGCUUUUUGAGGCAGCUCGAGCGCAUGGAAAUCGGCUACAACGCGCUCGAAGGUGGGGUGCCCGUGGAAUUAACGUUCUUAUCUAAUCUCAGGUACUUGGACAUUUCCAAUACCAAUGUCUCUGGCACUCUUGCACCUGAAUUCGGGAACCUGACGAUGCUUGAGGAGUUGCUGAUAUUCAAGACGUCGAUUUCGGGCGAAAUACCGGCGAGUUUCGUGAAUUUGAAAGCUCUAAAGUCUUUAGACCUGUCCGAAAACCAGCUAUCAGGGACGAUUCCUAAAGAAAUUGCCACCUUGGAGGGACUCACCAGGAUCAGCCUAUUGAACAACCAGCUAAGCGGCGAGAUACCGGAAGGUAUCGGCGAGUUACCGGAACUUGACACGUUACUCCUGUGGAAAAACUCGCUAAACGGAAGUGUCCCUCAAAAGCUGGGCUCCAACGGCAAGUUACAGCAUCUGGACGUGUCGUCGAACUCGCUCACGGGUCCGAUCCCACAAAAUCUCUGCCUCGGAAACAAGCUCUUCAAGCUCCUUCUCUUCUCCAACCGCCUGGUCGAUCAGCUGCCGACAUCGCUGACCAACUGCACCUCCUUGGCUCGGUUUCGGAUCCAUAACAACCAGCUCAACGGCUCCAUCCCGUAUGGUUUUGGAUCCUUGCCGAACCUCACCUACGUCGACCUGAGCGCCAACUACUUCUCGGGCCCCAUUCCCGAAGAUUUAGGCAAUGCCAUCAAUCUGGAGUACCUCAACAUCUCCCAGAAUCAAUUCGACUCCGUUUUGCCCGACAAUCUCUGGAACGCCACCUACAUGCAGAUCUUCUCCGCCAGUUCCGCCAAGCUCAUCGGCAAAAUCCCAGACUUCGUUGGGUGCCGAAGUCUCUACCAGAUCGAGCUCCAAGGCAACUCUCUCAAUGGUUCCAUUCCUUGGGAUAUCGGCCACUGCGAGAGGCUUCUGACUCUGAACCUGAGCCGCAAUUCACUGACCGGUAUAAUCCCCUGGGAGAUCUCCACGCUUCCCUCAAUCACCGCCGUCGAUCUUUCGCGUAAUUUUUUGACGGGCACGAUCCCCUCCAACUUCGGUAACUGUUCCACACUGGAGAGCUUCAACGUCUCCUACAAUUUGCUAACCGGACCGAUCCCCUCGUCCGGCACGAUCUUCUCGAGCCUCCAUCCGUCGUCGUUUUCGGGGAAUGAGGGUCUGUGUGGUGGGGUUUUGGCAAAGCCCUGUGCGGCUGACACGUUGGGAGUAGGUGAGAACGAGGUUCACAAGGAGCAGCCCAAGCGGACGGCUGGGGCUAUCGUUUGGAUAAUCGCGCUGGCCUUUGGGAUUGGCCUGUUCGUUCUGGCCGCUGGGACCCGCUGUUUCCACUCCAACUACAGCCGUCGAUUCAGCGAAGACCGCGAGAUUGGACCGUGGAGAUUGACCGCCUUCCAGCGGUUACACUUCACGGCGGACGACGUCAUCGAGUGUUUGUCCACGACGGAUAAGAUUCUGGGGAUGGGGUCCACGGGAACAGUUUACAAGGCGGAGAUGCCAGAUGGUGAUGUCAUAGCUGUGAAGAAGCUCUGGGGCAAGCACAAGGAGACAGCACGUAGGAGAAGAGGGGUGUUGGCUGAGGUGGAAGUGCUGGGAAACGUGAGGCACAGGAAUAUAGUGAGAUUGUUAGGGUGCUGCAGCAACAGGGAGUGCACCAUGCUGCUUUACGAAUACAUGCCAAAUGGAAAUUUGGACGAUCUAUUGCAUGGGAAAAACAAGGGCAAUAAUUUGGUGGCUGACUGGGUUACCAGGUACAAGAUUGCACUCGGGGUGGCUCAGGGGAUUUGCUACCUCCACCACGACUGUGAGCCGGUGAUCGUGCACCGCGAUCUCAAGCCAAGCAAUAUUUUGUUGGACGGUGAGAUGGAGGCCAGGGUGGCAGAUUUCGGCGUGGCAAAGUUGAUCCAGAGCGAUGAGUCAAUGUCGGUCAUCGCUGGGUCAUACGGCUAUAUUGCGCCAGAAUAUGCUUAUACCCUACAAGUUGAUGAGAAGAGUGAUAUUUAUAGCUAUGGGGUGGUGUUAAUGGAGGUUUUGAGCGGGAAAAGAUCGGUAGAUUCUGAGUUUGGCGACGGGAAUAGCAUUGUGGAUUGGGUAAGGUCGAAGAUAAAGAUUAGGGAUGGGAUCAAUGACAUCCUGGACAAGAAUGCCGGCGCAUCAUGUUCACCGGUCCGGGAGGAAAUGAUGCAAAUGCUUAGAAUUGCAUUGCUUUGCACUAGCCGGAAUCCGGCCGACCGACCCUCCAUGAGGGAUGUUGUGUUGAUGCUGCAAGAAGCUAAGCCCAAGAGGAAAUUGCCGGAGAGUGUGCUCGGCGGUGGCGGUCGUGAUAAUGGUGGUGGUGAUAUUCCUUUGGCACAAAAGCCUGUCGCGGAAUGUAAUUAAUAUGAAUAUUGGUUUACUGGGUUUUUUUUUUUUUUUUUUUUUUUUUUUGGGUUACUUUUUAAAUUGCGGGGGAUUGGUAUAGGAGAAGUAAUUUUUCUUUUUUGGCUUUCAAUAUGAAUUUUCAUGUUUUCUUGCUCUAUUUUCUUUCUACAAUAUUGUUAUAAUUAUGACCUUGGGUGUGUUGCUGCUUAUAUAUAUAUAUAAAUUAAGGCUGUAAAUCAUGGUUA
Corylus avellana is the source of this 3781-nucleotide messenger RNA. It is a transcript of the gene PXY, whose product is annotated as Leucine-rich repeat protein kinase family protein. The record is from RefSeq and is a predicted model, not a curated record. NCBI's taxonomy places the organism in Eukaryota, Viridiplantae, Streptophyta, Magnoliopsida, Fagales, Betulaceae. Gene Ontology annotation, molecular function: ATP binding; receptor serine/threonine kinase binding; protein kinase activity. Gene Ontology annotation, biological process: protein phosphorylation.